GGUUAUUAUCUAAUAUAACAAGUACGGUGAAUUAUUUAAGUUGACGUUUAACGUUUUCUACGCGAGAUUACAAACAAUGAUAUCGGACUAUAAUUAAUUAUCAGAUGUAAUUAAUCGUUUGUGACAUCUCCGACUGAUCGUAUCAAAAUGCAUGUGAAGAAAUAUAUUCAUCCGAGAAACAAAUAUAAGAAACCACCUGAUUACAAGAAGCUUGCGAUCAUGUAUCCGGAAUUCCGUAAAGUUGCGGUCACGGAUCUCACAGGAAAAGUCAGGAUUGAUUUUCAAAAGAAGGAGAGUGUUUGUGUGCUCACAGAAACACUUUUGAAGCAUGACUUUGAUCUACAUGUAAAUAUACCACCCGAUAAAUUGAACCCAGCAAUUACAUUACGUAUGAAUUAUAUUCUGUGGAUCGAGGACUUGAUGAAGCAUUCUAACCUAAUGAUGGAUAGGGUCACAGGAAUAGAUAUUGGCACAGGAGCAAUUUGUAUAUAUGCUUUAUUACUGACUAAGAUCUAUAAAUGUCACAUGAUUGGCACAGAAGUGGACAAGGAGAGCAUAGAACAUGCAGAAAAUUGCAUAAGAAGGAACAAUCUGCAAAACUUAAUCAAAAUAAUUUCAGUGAACUCGGAUAACAUUUUUAAGGACGCGGUGGAAGAAGAUCAGGUUUACGACUUUUCCAUGUGCAAUCCCCCCUUUUUCGGGAACGAAGAGGACGGUGAAAGAGUCGCAAAGGCUUUACCGCCAAGGAACGCGCCGACCGGAAGUGAAGGCGAGCUGAAGAUUGAGGGUGGCGAAGUGGCGUUUGUGACAAGGAUGAUUGAGGAGAGUGUCGAGCUGCGAGAUCGAAUAAAAAUCUACAGUACAAUGAUAGGAAAGAAGGCAGACUUGCUUUAUCUUAAGAAAUUGAUCAAGUCUAGCAAUAUAGAGAACUCGACGUGGACGGAAUUCUGCCAGGGUCACACUACACGAUGGGGCCUAGCCUGGAGCUUCCUACCGAAAAACGUCGUGGACUUGAACAUCGCACCUGUUAUUAGAAAAAGCGGGAAAUCCAUGGUGCCGCCCUUCAAGGAUUACAAGACCUUGAUAACGUUUCCUGUGAAGGACAAAUUUUCCUCUAUGGAUGAUGUGACUUGUUUCCUAAGUACAAUAGCGAAAGAAUUGAAUAUUAAACUGCAAGAAGUACCGGUUCCAGAGGGCAAUUUCGACGGCUGGGUGUGUCGACUGACCGCCAAAGAGAGAACAUGGGAGCACGCGCGCAGAAAACGGCGAUUAGCACAACAGCUCGCGUUGAAGAAAUUGAAAAAUGCAGAAUGCACCGAGGCGAACGUUCAUACGGUAGAGACUUCAGAAACGGUACCUGUCGCGGAAGAAUCUUCAUCUAGCAUAACACUUGUUGCGGAAGAGAACGUCAAGCAUGCUGAUGGAAAUUCACCAGAAGAAACGUUACCAGUGGGGAAAGAAAGAAAUGGUGAGAGUUCGGGAAAAUCCGUUCCUUUGCUCACCUGCGAGCUCUGGGUGGAGAUCGAAAGCCCGGAAAUCGAAGAGACAAUUCCACAAGAUGACGUAUUCAAAAUGUGGAUGAUCUUCAAGAACGGCAGCGGCGGUUUGGAGGCGUUGCAGUCGUUGCGGCAGUACCUGAUAAACAGACUGGAAGUGAAGAAAACGGAAUCUCACGAUUCGUCGAAGCCAGCCAAGAAGAAAAGAAAGAGGACGAAAAAGCAUCCUGGCGAAGGUGUUGUCGAAACAAAUCAAUCAUAAAAUAUAUUAUUUACGUUGCUCUCCAAGAGAGAGUAAAACUCGUAACUCAACCAAGUGCUGUCCGUUAUAUAUAUAUAAAAUGUUUUAUUUCAUGCGACAUAUAAUAACGAAAAUCCAUAUGAUGGUUGGUAAAUUCAUCAAGUUUAUAACUUUUUAUUUUAUAUAUGACAUUGCUCUACUAAGCCAAACGGGCGUACGUGAGGAUAACGUUGAGUUUAUUGUUCGUAUUUCCUAAGUGAAAAAAGGCAAAUCUUGAAUGAAUGAUUGCGAGAGAGAGAGAGAGAGAGAGAGAAAGAAAGAGAGACACAAGCGAAUUAAUUAUUUCAUAUUAUUUAUUCCGACCGAUUUACAAAAUCUUUAAUACUGAGAACAUGAAAACUGAAGAUACGCCCUUUUGGAUUAGAAGGGCAGAGAAAUAGGUCUUAAUCAGCUAUAUUCCUUCCUUUAUAGUACAACUUGGCUAACAAGUGCAACAUAAUAAUUUUGUUAUUAUUAUUGCGACGCGAAUGAUAGCCUGUCGAGAGAGAGGGGAGAUUGUACGUCGUGAUGAUACAUCACUUCGCACAGCGACAAAAUGAUGGUUCGAUCGCUCGUUCAAUCCGUUCUUACUACUAUUACAGGCAACGGUGCUCUCUUCUUUCUCAGGCCUAAGUUGCUUAAAAUCUAUGACGGGGGGGAUCAACGAAAUUAAUCGGCGCGGUUUUCUUCGGUAAUCAAUGAUACUUUGUGAUAUUACUUUGGAUUACGACUUGCUCGUUGAUCAAAUCGAGACAAAUCAUUUAUGCUUAUAUGUGUAUAUGCGCCGGGAGAGAAAGGGAGGGGAGGAAAGAAACGUCCAACCAAACCGCGGAUAGAUCUAUCAGAGCACAACGAACAAAAGUGGGUAUCAACAGUUUGGUAAUAAUCGAUUCUCGUUCUCCCUUAUGAACUAGGCUAUAAUUGCGAAAACGCUAGCGAUCUUCAAGUCGAACUACUAUAGCGGCAACUCCACUAACGAUCGGUUACCGCAUAUUGAUGAACUAUUGAUGAACAUGAUCGGGAUAUGCCACAAUGCCAUUCAUUGUGCCGUACUUUUAUUAUCACCACGUCUUCGAGACCGAGAUUAUCAAGGGGUUGUGUGCGUGUAUGUGGUAUGCGGUGUGCAUAGUAAACACCUUACAAUAAUUAAGUAUAUCUAUAUCAAGGAUAAAACGCGCUUGAGACGAUCUAUAAUUCGGAACGGAAUACUAUUUACAAUUUUACAUGCUGUGUAAUGGAAAAAACACUCGAAGACAUUUGUAUUGUACAGUUAUAAAUAUAACUGAUUUCCAUCGAAUGGUUUCUGCAUUAUACGACGCAAGAACAGAAUUCAAACAGAAUCCUGUCGCGAAUUAUAGAUCUAAAAAAAAUCCGAGAUUAUAUAUAUAUAUAUUCGUGAAAGUAACAGGAAGCACACUUUCUCGAGCGCGAAUACAGUUGAACCUUUAAUUUGACACUAGACAUUUUUUUCGGAAAAAUUUAAAAUAUAGCGUAUAUAAUACAUCACGUGAUUUCUUCAGCGUCUGUGUGACACAAGUUCUUUUGGAUAAAACUGCUACUUUUGUUAGAACACGUUACAGGCACGUUAAAAUAUUCGAGAUCGUUGAAACUUGAUCGCGAUCUCUCAGCCGUCUUACAUAUAAACCCGAACGAAUUGUAUCUCGUGAAAUCAGAGUGUCAAAUUAAAAGCUAACAAACUGAAAGAAAGAUCUUCUUGUUGGCGACGAUUCGAGUCGAGCAAUACGUGACGAUGAUAAUGGUGGAAAAAAGAAAAACAAUGAUCUCACAAAAAGGCACUAGUAUAAAAUUCAACGCGGAUUAAAAUAACACGUAAAAGGAAAAUGAUAGAUAGAUAGAGAGAGAACAACCAGCUUCCGGAAUCUGAUACGAAUUGCGCUGUUUAAUCGUGUGUAUCGAAUGUUAUCGAGUGUUGACGGAUUCGUCGGUCCGUUCAUCAAUGAUCACUUAUCGCCGUUGCGUUCUUGCGAUGAAUAUAUUCGAGCUCUCGGCGAAGUUGCGCGUACAAUUGGAGAAAAUCAUAUUGCUCUUUGAUCUCGCGACGAGUCCUCCGAACAUCUCGUCGCCAGCUACCUAACGCAGUCGCGUCGAAUGAUUCCCGGACGACAUGGCACUCCAUUUCAUUAUGUACACAUAUAAUAAACGAGUGUGUGCGUUUCGCGAGCUCGA
Molecule: messenger RNA, 3963 nt
Organism: Dinoponera quadriceps
Lineage: Eukaryota; Metazoa; Arthropoda; Insecta; Hymenoptera; Formicidae
Product: methyltransferase-like protein 16 homolog
Exons: 6
Coding region: 148-1758 (536 amino acids)
Biological process (GO): rRNA base methylation
Cellular component (GO): nucleus
Molecular function (GO): 23S rRNA (adenine(1618)-N(6))-methyltransferase activity
Source: RefSeq, a predicted model, not a curated record